This is a messenger RNA of Rotaria sp. Silwood1, 1989 nucleotides long. Lineage: Eukaryota; Metazoa; Rotifera; Eurotatoria; Philodinida; Philodinidae. The record is from the annotation of a GenBank genome assembly.
AUGACUACGACAGUUAGUCCUUCAUUAAGUCAAAAUCUUGAAACAUUCAUUCUUAUUUGGCUUGAUAGUUUAGUUAAUUUAUCCGAAGACAAUAUUGAUACUAAAAAAUUACUUCGAAAAGCUAUUACUUAUGUCAUACCAUUUGAUGAUAGUGAAAAAUGUAUGGAAUUUAUUCGAUCUAAUUCACACGAAAGAAUUGUUUUAAUUGUUAGUGGUCGAUUAGGACAAAUGCUAGUACCACGUAUUCAUGAAUUUUCACAAUUAAUUGCAAUUUAUGUUUAUUGUUCUGACAAAAAACGAAAUGAACAAUGGGCUAAAAAUUUCAUUAAAGUCAAAGGUGUUAUUGUUGAUUUAAAUGAAUUAGUUAUACGAAUAAAAUCGGAUCAAAUCAAACGAAAUGAUUAUAAAAUUGAUGAGUCAUUACCAAUCAGUGUUUUUAACAAAAAUUCUCAAGAAAAACCAGUUGUAGUUAUAAAUAAUAAUAAUUUUAUUUAUUUUCAAUUAAUAAUCGAUUGUUUAAGUCGAAUGAACUCAAAUUUAAAUGAAAAAAAUGAACUUAUUUUAUUAUGUAAGGAAGAAUAUAAAGACAAAAAAAAAGAAUUAAGUAUUAUUUACGAAUUUGAAGAAAAUUAUUCAUCUGAUCGCGCAAUAUGGUGGCUAACAAGAGACUCAUUUGUUUAUGAAAUGUUGACUAAAGCAAUUCAAGAUAUAAAUAUUGAUUUAUUAUAUCAUUUUCAUUUUUUUCUUAGUGAUAUUCGAAAACAAUUAAUAGAAAAUAAAUAUUCAUUACCAAUACGUACCUAUCGAAGUCAAUUAAUGUCAAGUCAAGAAAUAAAACUAUUAAAGUAUUCUAUGGGAGAAUUAAUUUCUAUCAAUACAUUUCUUUUUACAACACCAAAUCGUCAACGUGCAAUUGAAAUGUUUCAAAAUUCUGAUACAAAACCGGAUUUCAAACGAGUUUUAUUCGAAAUUGAUGCUGAUCCUCAACUUGAAAACAUGAAACCAUUUAGUGAUAUCACUUCAUUAAAUUAUUUUACUGGUGUAGAUAUUAUACUUUUUAUGGCCGGAACAAUAUUUCAUCCAGUUGAUAUAUGUCAAGAAAAUGAUAUUAUUAUAAUACAAAUGGAAGCACACAGUGAUAAUGAUCCAACUAUUAAGACAACUAUUGAUAAUAUUAAAGGAGAAGAUUAUGGUGAUACACCAGAUCUAUUUUCACUUGGUUAUAUACUUUCAAAGAUGAAAAAAUUUGAUGAUGCUGAAAAGUAUUAUAAUCGAUUAUUACAGGAGAUGCCUAAUGAUCAUCAUUCAGUGAUAUGCUGUUAUCAAGGCUUUGGUAGGCUAGCAAUGGAAAAGCGAAAUUAUGAUUUGAGUAUUGAGUGGUAUCAAAAAGCACUUGAUAUAAAGACAUCAAUAUUAAGACCUGAAGAUCCUGAAAUUGCUUCUGCACAUAGCACUAUAGCAGAUAUUUAUGUGAAGAAAAAUGCAUUCAAUGAAGCAUUUCAAUCAUAUACUCAAGCGUUGAAAAUAUGGAGUCGAGCAUUAGGUAAAGAUCAUCCUAAAGUUGCAGCAUGUUACAAAAAUAUUGCUGUUACAUUUGAAAUGCAAAAUAAAUAUAAUGAAGCCGUUGAUUAUUAUGAAAAAGUUUUAACAAUAUAUGAAAAAAAUCCGCUUGAUAAUGAAGCUGAUAUAGCUAAAUUACAUAAUCAUAUGGCAAUUAUAUGUACUACUAUUGAUGAUGUUAAUCAAACAUUAAAACAUUACAAGUUAGCUUAUAAAAUCCUCUCAAAAAUUUAUUCUAAUAACCAUCCAGAUGCGAUAACAGCAUUGAAAAAUAUUGGUUAUACGUAUGAAGCAGCUGGUCAUUUCAAGGAAGCUCUAGCAUAUUAUGAAAAAAUAGCUUCAAUACAUCAUCAACUAUUACCUUCAAAUCAUCCUGAAGUUGUUGGAAUUCAAGGAGAUAUUAAACGUGUACAUUCACAAUUGAAAUAA